AAAAAAAAGAAAGUAGGAUGCAACCUGCCAUAAUAACUCAUUGUACAGAUGCUUUUUCGUAGCCUCAAUGACUGGUCUUGAGUGGAUGAAUAAUAUGUGACUUUUGGUUGUAGCAUCACGUGUGGUUUAAACUCCGGCUCAUUUCUCAUUAUGGAGAGCAUGAUUUUCUUUUUCAUUUCUUGCAGAAGAAGGGCAAGAAGUUCAUUGUUCUUACUUUCCUCCUUGAUUUUUUUUUUUUUUUAUCUUUAAAAGCUUAAACUUACUCGCUGAGCAUAAACGAUCACAUAGUAAUGGGGCUGUUUCAACUGUCAAACGAAAUCCUGCAGCAUAUCCUUCAUGACGUGAGCCGAUCGACAGUUUUCACUUUAUGCCUCUUAUCACGGACCAGUUACUAUUGCUUUUUACCUUUCCUUUAUCAGCAUGUAGAAUUAGGAACGAGGAAACAACUCAAAUGGCUGCAAAAAGGUUUGUGUGAGAAUGGCUAUUUGAGAGAGACCGCUCGACAGCAUACACAGGCCAUCACUUUGAAGUGCCGUCAGGGAGGAGGAGCGCAAAGUCAUCACUGGCUCAUCACGGUCUCUUUACUUGAGCAGCUGCCGAAUGUCACCAGAGUGUGCUUUCGAGAUUUUGUGUCGCUGUCGAUACAUGAUCUACAGCAGGUGAUGAUGGUGUUGCCUAGAAUAACGUCCGUUUCGUUCGAGUACUGCAAUCUCGUCGCUUCAGCUCCUCCACUUGUGCCACCGGCAGGAGCAUGGCCACAAGCCCGGGGCCAUUUUGCUGCUCCAGAGAAUCGUACUCUGUUGAAUGCGUCUCUUCACAACGGCUCUCUUUCUGUGGCAGCUAGCUUAGCGUCAGCGGCUGCUUGUUCCAACAGAGGAGACGUAUCCACCCGAGCGGGCGCAACAGCAGUACGUGGAGAACGGCUGAAUGCGCAGCACAUGCACCGUCCCUUCCUUGCCACCGAGGAUCUCGAUGACUGCAUGGACCCUCCUCGAGCCCCUACACAGCCUGCAGAGGCUUCUCAUCAUCAUCCUCAUCCUCAUCCUCAUCCUCAUCGUCAUCACCACAGCCCCUCUGCAACCGCCUCACCUUCCGCGCAUCACUUGACUGCAACGACAAAGACGACCCCUCCUACCAGCGCCGCUACCGCUACCGCUACGCCUACGAGUGUAUCCAUGACCCACAACGCGGGAGCUCAAAAGGAGGGUUGCUGCUGGUGCAGGCGGAUCGUCUUUCCUACUGUGCAAAGUCUGGUCUCACUUUGGACAGAUUUUUCAGUGGAGGCCAUGCGGCAACUGUAUGAGAUCAUGCCGAACCUGAACCGUGUUCAUCUAGGCGCCAAUCAUAACAGGACAGCACGCGCCAAUGAUGCUGCUGUUCGCCAUCUUUCUCGGUACUGUUCCAGAAUUCAGCAUUUGUUCAUUUCGCUACAGCAAAUUGAGGAAACAACCCUGUGCGAGACGAUACGAGCCUACGGGAAGCACUUACUUUCCCUCUCCGUGCGGUGUGAGGGCGAGACAACGCUAGAGGCGAUUGCGUUGUAUAGCGCUCAAUUGCAACAGUUGGUGAUGCGAUGCAGCCACAAGAUCACACAAAGCGCAUGGAGUCCCCCUCAGGCGUUGCAUCGAGAAGAAGAAAGAGUCUCCUCCUCCGUGAACCAUGGUCAACAAGUCCACCUGAUUCUACAAGCGUGUGAAACGUUGAACUAUGUGGCAUGGAUAGGCUGGCCCCUCCAUGCGCUUCCUGCUGUUGUCUCGGAGCUCGUCCGUUGGAGGAAAAAGAAGAAAGGCAGUGCCUGUUGGCCGUUAUCACAGCGACUCUCAUUGCCUCGUAGCGCUUCUUUGACGACUCUGGUCAACGCGAACAGUAACAAUGAGAUCAUAGAACUGGACUCUUUCGAUUUGCAAGAAAUAAGACAACAGCUCACUGAGCCUUCUCUUUGAGAAGAAACAGGGGAGGAGAGCCAUCUCCUUUUCUGUAGGGGGGGGGGGGCGAACUUCUCGUAGGUAGAGUGAUCAC
Messenger RNA from Mycotypha africana, 2019 nucleotides. RefSeq lists its product as uncharacterized. The coding region runs from base 291 to 1943 and encodes 550 amino acids. NCBI's taxonomy places the organism in Eukaryota, Fungi, Mucoromycota, Mucoromycetes, Mucorales, Mycotyphaceae. The record is from RefSeq and is a predicted model, not a curated record. The transcript is spliced from 2 exons.